Molecule: messenger RNA, 2854 nt
Organism: Coturnix japonica (Japanese quail)
Lineage: Eukaryota; Metazoa; Chordata; Aves; Galliformes; Phasianidae
Gene: SLC43A3
Product: solute carrier family 43 member 3
Biological process (GO): transmembrane transport
Molecular function (GO): transmembrane transporter activity
Source: RefSeq, a predicted model, not a curated record
GUGAGAUGCUCGUGGCGAUGUCGGGACUGCGUGGGUCCGAUCCUGGGGGCUGCUUGUGUUCCCCCCACCACGUGCGUGCCCGGCCAUGUGCGCACCCGCAUGGAAAUUCCCCUCGCGGGGGCUGCUCGGGCCGCCUGCUGCGUCACGGGGAUGCGGUUUUGCUUGGUCCCGGACACCCUCAGCCCUACCCGGAAGCCGACGGGGCCGGGAGGGCUCCAGCUCCCUUCAAUGGGACAGGAGGGACGCCUAGCGCCCUGCAGCCCAGCCACACAGCAGCUCCUAGAGAAGCCCCAUCUCCUUCCUAGGGAGCCCAGUGGCACACAGUGACAGUGCCAAGCAGUUAGCGUUUCUCUUUGCCACAGCCCUCCUGUGCUUUCCCUACUCAUAUCCCCAGCCCACAGCCUCUGCUGGGGCAGCUAUAUAUAGUGUAGCCCUGCUGACCUCGGGGCUGAGCCAUCUCCAUCUGCAUGGUUAAUCUUUAGCCAGCUGCCUGUCCCCCUGGUCAGCUGUAAUGAGGCCUCAUUAGCAGCCAUUACACUGGCCACAGGGCCAAGGGUGCCCUGGUGACAAGGUGUGGGUGGUGGUGAGCGCUGGGGCUCCGUGGUGCUGUAUGCUCUUGAGAGACGAUGGUGGAAUGUGCUGGGUUUCCUACCAAUGUCCCAGUCCACCCAUGGCCUGCGACUGGGUUCCCAGAGAGGUGCCAGGGUCUUCAAGAGGUGUGUCAGCAUGCCUGGCAUGGUGUCAGGGUCCCUGGGAGUAUGUCAUUGUGUGCCAUUGUCCCCAAGGUGCGUACCAGAGUGCCUGGUCACAGGCAUGUGUGUGUGUGCCAGGUCCCCGGGUGUGUCAUUGUCCUCAGGUGCUGUGCUCAUGGCCCAUAGCACCAGUGCCAACAGCCCCAGGGCUGUGCUUCCAUGCUGUGGGUUGUGUAGCAUUCUUAUGCCAGGCCCCCAGGGGACGUGCUCAGGGAGGUGCUCAGGGAGGUUGCAGGUCCCCAGGGCUGAGUGCUGCAGGGUGAUAAGGAGGUGGUGCUGGGGGCGGACAAAAGUUCUCUGCCUAUCGGGUGCCAGCAGCCCUGGCUCCCCCCCAGUGAUCCCAGCAGAAGUGCACAGUUCAGCCGUGUGCCUCGGGCACCCCACACAGGGAUCCAGACCAGAGUCCAAACUCUGCUGCUGCAGCGGCACCAGGGUACAGGAUCAGCAGAGCCCCGUGCCCAGCAGCAUGGCAGGGGGCGCGGGGCGGGCCAAGAAGCUGGGCACACUGCUCUCGGGGCUGCUGGAGUGCGGUGCUUUCUGUGGCAUCAUCUUCGGCUGGGCCUCUCUCGUCUAUGUCCUCAAGAACCUGGGCUACUUUCAGCAGUGGUGCGAGUCCUCGGCCAACAUCAACCCCAAUGGGACGCUGUAUCCUGACUGCAGCGGGCAGGAUGAGCAGUUCUCCCUGGUCUUCACCAUUGGCUCCUUCAUGAACAACUUCAUGACCCUCCCCAUGGGCUACGUCUUCGACCGCUUUGGCACUGCUGUUGCCCGCCUCAUCGCCAUCUCCCUCUACACUGGUGGGACCCUGCUUGUUGCCUUCUCCACACCAGACCUAGCAGUGCUGCUCUUCCCGGCUAUGUCAAUGCUGUCGGUGGGCGGCAUUCUCCUCAUCCUCACCAACAUGCAGGUGGGGAACCUCUUUGGGAAGUACCGCUCCAUCAUCAUCACUCUCUACAACGGGGCCUUUGACUCCUCAUCUGCCAUCUUCCUCAUUAUCAAGGUGCUGCAUGAGCAUGGACUGUCUCUGCGGGCCAUGUUUCUCUUCAUGGCAGCCUGCAGCGCCUGGCACCUGCUGCGCACCAUCUUCCUCAUGCCCCGCAUGCACAUCCCCUACCCACUGCCACCUGCCUACAACUAUGGGCUGUCAUGCCCAGGGCGCUCCCAGUCAUACCGCACCUACGAGGAGAAGCGCCCACCGGAAGAUGAUGGGCCAGAGGAAGUGCCCCUGGAGCCCAGUGCCCCAAAAGGCAACGCAGCUGUGGAACCCUUCUGGCCCUGCGUUCUCUCAUGGCUCUUCAUGUGGCAUGUGGUGUGGCUCUCGGUCAUGCAGCUGCGCCACUACCUCUUCAUUGGUACACUCAACCCACUGCUUGACCACCUGGCCUUUGGCAAUGAACACCUGGUGAGCAUCUACACCAACGCCUUCGCCUUCACCCAGCUCUGUGGGGUUCUCUGCGCUCCCUGGAAUGGCCUCAUCCUUGACUGCCACAAGCGGAACAAGGCCCACCGUGCUGAGGGAGCUCGGGGGGCACUGGCUGACCUACGGGCAACCGUGCCGUCACUGGUGUUGACGGCGACGCAGUGCGUGCUCUUCUCGAUCUGUGCGGCCGUGCCUAUGCUGCCUGUGCAGUUUGGCACAUUCGUGCUCCAGGUGAUCAGCCGCUCCUUCCUCUACGGGGGCAACGCCGCCUUCCUGGCCAUCGCGUUUCCCCAGCAGCACUUUGGGAAGCUCUACGGGCUGGCCAUGGCUCUGUCGGCACUGGUGGCCCUGCUGCAGUAUCCCUGCAUUGCCCUGGUGCGUGGAGCACUCCAGGGGGACCCUUUCUAUAUGAAUGUGGGGCUCAUCGCUGUGGUGCUGCUGGCCUACAUCAGCCCUGUGGUGGUGGUCCGCGAAUGCCGGAGGCGUGCCAAGGAGCUGGAGGCUGCCUCAAGCCUGGAAGCUUCUGCAAGUGCCGAGACCCCCGCCCAGACACCCCACUGAGCCCUGCACUACCAUCCAGCUUUUUUCUACUGGACUUUGGGGGAGGGAUGGGACUGUGCUGGGGGGCACAGCAAGGGGUGGGUGUGCUUUGGGAUGGAAUAAAUAUUCCAAUGCCUCUGCC